UGGUCGCUUGUCACAACUACCGAGCUGCUUUCGAUGUUGCCCGGAUCGUUAUGCCGCAAAAAGAUCAAGAUAUCCAUCCGCAGUUGGACAUGAAUGAUGGAUCUCCGUCCGAGAAUAGAAGCUCACAAAUUCAGAAAGCAACAAACACAAAAACACUACAGCAACACACACAAAAAUGACAUCCACAGCAUACACUGCAUCUCAGGGCUGCAUUAGCCAACCACACGCACAUGAUGUUCUUAGCGGCAGGGGAGCUGGUAUCACAAAGCACCCUGGUAACAAGAGAUGGCGUGAAUUGAUCCACAACAACAGAGAGAAGUACACAUCUUUGCCCCGCAAUCAACGCCCUCUGAUUGCUGAGCAAAUCGUCAAGGCUGUCCGAUCUCUCAAUCCUCCUGGAAGAUUCCUUUCCAAGGAUGUAAACACACAGCUCUGGUACGAGAUUGGAGAUGACAAGGCUGCUGAGAAAACAGCACAAGCUAUGAGAGAUUCCAAGAAGACUGGCAAGGACCAAUCACCAUCCUCCUCCCCUGUCACUGCAAAGGUUACAGUACCCACUCCCUGGGUUGCAUCUUCCCAAUGUGCAUCUCCCAUUCCAGUCUUCGCCUCCGACGCCACAUGCACUCCAACUCUAGGCAGACCAAGUCUCAAGAGACUGACCACGGAUGAUACAUUCACCCAAAGAAUGGAAGGAUUUGCAUUCAUGCCACCAAUAAUUGAACGUGAUGUCUCCACUAUUCUCAUGGAUGUGGGAGAGUCAACUCAUCACACCAUGAUGACUGGCCCUUCUGUUCAAUGCUCGCCUGACCUCCAAAAGCCAGACAUUGCGAGAGCUAGCACUUUUGACAGACACAUCGCACAAUGCACAUUCACCGUCCCAAGCCGCCCUCCAUUUGCCCGAGAAGAGUCAGGCCUCAGUUUUGCCUCUUUUGGAAUGUUGGAGGAAGAAGAGUUCGAUAUGUUGGAAGCCUCUUGCGAAACCCCAUCGGCGGAAACUCAAAUUCCCGCCAUGACACAACAAAACUGGAGCUUCACAAACGCAAACACACACAACAAUACCAACUUCAAUGCCAUGAACCAGACACUUCACUCUUCCGACCACUUUGUCAGCUACGACAUGGAGCCACUUCAUAUCGCAGACGAUAUGGACAUAAUGAUGAUGAUGGAUGAUUCCGCACACCAUUACAACACGAGGCGAAUCAAUCGCAACAGCUCCCCAUUCCACUACUCUAUUUAGACUACUACUGCUACUAUUGUAACAACAGCUUAGACUUAUUAUGAGCAAUGC
Seminavis robusta is the source of this 1288-nucleotide messenger RNA. The record is from the annotation of a GenBank genome assembly. NCBI's taxonomy places the organism in Eukaryota, Bacillariophyta, Bacillariophyceae, Naviculales, Naviculaceae.